Messenger RNA from Paraglomus occultum, 546 nucleotides. NCBI's taxonomy places the organism in Eukaryota, Fungi, Glomeromycota, Glomeromycetes, Paraglomerales, Paraglomeraceae. The record is from the annotation of a GenBank genome assembly.
AUGUUAGUUAAAAAAAGCGCUGUUACUGUUCCGAAGUUGAGUCCAGAAGAAGCAGCGAUAUAUAAUAUGUUGAAUGAUGCAGAAAAAGUUACCUUUUUGAGGGUACUUGAUCAAAAAAAGACGGAAGGAAAAGAAGAAGGAAAAGAAGAAGGAAAAGAAGAAGGAAAAGAAGAAGGAAAAGAAGAAGGAAUUAAAGAAGGAAGAGAAAAAGGAAAAGAAGAAGGAAUUAAAGAAGGAAAAGUAGAAGGAAUUAAAGAAGAGCGUAAAAGAGGAAAAUUUCACGUAAAUUUCAUAAUCGCUCUACUCGUCAUACUUGUCGCUAUAUAUUUUGAUAUACGUAAUGCGACACGAAAAGACGAUGAGUUUGAUACGAUCUUUGUACACUCCAUCGUCUUCGUUCUCCAACUUUUCUGGGCAGCGGCACAAAACAUACAAGAGAGACCCAACAGGAAAAAUGUCAAACGUCUGAAAAAUCCUGCUAUGGUACUUGAUAGUGGAGCUGAGCUUCCAAUUGUAUCAGAAGAUAUUGUUAAACGCGUAAGAUAG